Messenger RNA from Alnus glutinosa, 1032 nucleotides. RefSeq lists its product as uncharacterized. NCBI's taxonomy places the organism in Eukaryota, Viridiplantae, Streptophyta, Magnoliopsida, Fagales, Betulaceae. The transcript is spliced from 5 exons. The record is from RefSeq and is a predicted model, not a curated record. The coding region runs from base 96 to 863 and encodes 255 amino acids.
GAACCAUAGUCCCACACCGACCACCAAUGUUAAGAACAACUUCGCAACUCACAAAGACACAUAGAGAGAGAGAGAGAGGGUGGUAGCGAAUAGUGAUGAAGCCAAGAAUCAUAAAGCUGUUCUGCCCUUCAGUAUCAAAGACAGUCCCGUUCGUGGCGUGGGACGAGCAGAGGCUGAACCUUGGCUCCAUAGCCUGGACGUUUGGGCUAGACCCAGCAACUUUGAAGCUCAACGGUCACUUUGUAAGCAGAGGGGUCGAUCUCUUCGCCUCCUCAGUCACCUGGAACUCACUUCUCUCUUUCUUCUCUGCCAGAGGUUUAUCCACCGGAAAAGACGACCAAGACGCGCUUGUCGUUGAUGGGAAGCUCAUCAGAGUUGGGACUAAACGGGCACAUGACCCUCGAGAUGCUGUUGAUGGAAGUUGCUGUGUAGCGGAAGAUGAAGUUGAAGGUGGUAGUAGAAGGCCACAACCUGAAGAUGUCUACUUGGUGAAGAAUAAAAGGUUGAAGGAAAGAAACUCAGGCGAAGAUCUUCAUGGCCGCAGCUUCAAGAGAAAGCAAUUGUUGGAAGAUUUAAGCCUAGUCAAGAAGUUAAAGAUAAAUGAAACUGACUCAGGACAUGGAAACCAGGUGGUCUCUGUUGGAUUUGGUUUAAAUAUUGGUGCUGAGAUGGAAGCAUUAUCUCUCCUUUGUGUCUCAAUGGCUUCCAACAUGAGUCUCACCUUUGCAAGUAGUGUGCAAGGAAAUGACCACAACAACACCUUUGCAUGCUCCCAAUUUACAUGCUGUUACAUGAGUAAUAAUUUGAAGCGGAUGCGAGAAGAUGAGGCAAUUGCAGCUUCUCCUUGCAAGAUGAUCAGAUGAGGCUUCUGUUUGUUGCUUUUCUUCCAUUCUUUUCCCCCCUUAAUAGUUUCUUUUUACUUUACUUGAUGAGCCUAAUUACACAAUGUCAACUUGUAAAUGAUCUUAGAUAUGGAUAGAAGGGAAAUCUUGUAAUUUAGUUUGCUUCGCUACAAAUAUAGUAGGAAAAAUA